This is a messenger RNA of Tachysurus vachellii, 4398 nucleotides long. It is a transcript of the gene slc22a16, whose product is annotated as solute carrier family 22 member 16. The record is from RefSeq and is a predicted model, not a curated record. Gene Ontology annotation, cellular component: membrane. Lineage: Eukaryota; Metazoa; Chordata; Actinopteri; Siluriformes; Bagridae. The transcript is spliced from 9 exons. Bases 79 to 1794 code for a protein of 571 amino acids. Gene Ontology annotation, biological process: transmembrane transport.
CUGGGCUGUCUGGUAGGCAACAUUUACAAGUAGUUACUGCACUGGCAAUGAGAUCCAAAUACCUCACACGACUUCAACAUGAAAACCGGUGUGGAGCACCUGUUCGAUGAGCUUGGCCACUUUAAAAGGUUUCAGGCCUGCCUCUACUUCGCCGCUGUUUUCCAGGCCAUUUCAUGCGGGAUUCACUACCUGGCCUCCGUUUUCUUGGUGGAAACACCUAAGUUUCUAUGCGACACUCCUUGGAAUAUCACGGAUGUCCUUUACGGAAACCACUCGGCAAGCUCCCUGGAGGAGAUCUGGCCGUUUUAUACCCCCGGAAAAGGGCCAGUGGUGGUGCGGACUGUUAACGGAGAACAGUGGGAACUCGGACCCUGUCGCAAAAUGCUGCGUCGCUCCACCCAGGAUUUUCAGUAUGAGUUUAUUGGCAACAAAUCUGUAGAGUCAUGCAGCAGCUAUGUCUUUGAUCAUAGCCAGGUAGAACAGAGCAUUGUGACAGAAUGGGACCUGGUGUGUGAGAAGGAAUGGCUAGCUAAGCUUACACAGCCUACCUUUAUGCUGGGAGUCCUGAUCGGAGCACUGCUGUUUGGAGACAUCGCUGAUAGGGUUGGCAGACGUCCCAUUCUGAUGGCCACCAGUGUGUGUCAGUUUGCAUUCGGUGUCACUGUGGCAUUUACAGGAAACUACUACACUUUCAUGGUGACGCGCUUCCUGCUAGCCAUGGUCUCGAGCGGCUAUCUAGUGGUGGUUUUCGUGUAUGUUACCGAGUUCACAGGCAGCAAAGUGAGGACGUGGACGUCCAUGCACGUGCAUGCAGCAUUUGCGGUUGGCGUCAUGGUGGUCGCGCUGGUCGGUUACCUGAUCCGAGUCUGGUGGCUCUACCAGAUCAUCCUCACCCUCAGCACCUCUCCGUUUCUCCUGUACUGUUGGAAGUUCCCCGAGACACCGUUCUAUCUGAUGGCAAAAGGACAGCACCGGGAAACCCAGGAGCUUUUGGAUACCAUGGCACGCUGGAAUGGACUGGAGCGCAGAGUGAAGGUGUCGGAGCUGAUAGAGCAAAGUGGGAAUGCACUUCUUGAGGACAGGCACUCGAGUGGUGAUAUCAGGCUAGAGGAACCGGAGAAGAAGCUGAGCAUCCUGAACAUGUUCGGCAGCUGGAAGAUGGCUGGACGCAGCGCCACAUGUUGGGCGAUCUGGUUCAUCGGCUCGCUGGGUUACUACGUGUUCAGCCUGGGCUCUGUCAACCUGGGGGGAAACCAGUACAUCAACCUCUUUCUUGCUGGUGCUGUUGAACUGCCAUCCUACUUGAUCGGCUGCUUUGCGAUGGACCGAGUCGGGAGGAAAAUGACGUGUGCUCCUUCGCUGCUGCUCAGUGGAGUCGCCUGUAUGCUCAUCAUCGCUGUGCCUCAGGACUAUGAGAUUCUGGCUGUCAUCCUGAGUAUGACGGGGAAGUUUGCCAUCGCCAUCGCAUUUGGCCUUAUUUACUUGUACACGUGUGAGCUGUACCCAACAGUCAUCAGGUCACUUGCAGUGGGAAGUGGUAGUAUGUCAUGUCGGAUUGGAAGUGUGAUGGCUCCCUUCUGCGUUUACCUCGCAGACGUCUGGAUCUACCUUCCUCAGCUUAUUGUCGGCAUCCUGUCUUUCGUUAUCGGAGUUUUGAGCUUCUUCUUGCCGGAGACACUGGGGGAGCCACUUACCUCCACUCUGGAAGAGGCAGAAGCUCUGGGCACAAAGUCAAGCAAGAAAACAACAAGAGACAAUGAGAUACCAAUGAAGCUAAAUGACAGCAAAGCCUGAGUCAAUCGAGACUGAAGCAAUCAGGGAUUCUCUUGGAAUUGUGCUGGUUGCACGUUUGACACAACACUGUAACACCACAUAUUUUUUUUAGCAAACGAUUUGUGUAGAAAGACUCCUCUCAUUGAGGACUGACAAAUGAGACAAAAGUUGCACCUAGCUGUGGUAACAGAAGGAAAUGGACUUCUUUAUGUUUUGGCUUAUGGUACUGAAGUUUAAAGGACUCAACUGGCCUGUCAUAGUGAAUCUGUGAUUUUUUUCACUUUUUUAAGGGGUCCAGAUUCUUCUUUGUUUUCUGGCCAAAGUUGUAUCCAUAGAAACUGUUUGGUAAAUUUGGUAGAAUGUUUCAGAGCUUUCUUGUGCUGGGUUAAGACCAAAUUUAAAAGAUGUGCAAGAUAGCAAGAUAAGUGUAGCUUCAGGAGACAAUUGGUUUAGAAUUUGGAUAUAGAGUUUGCUAACUUGUUAGAUGUGCUGUUCUGUUUUAACGUUUUAAUGUUAUACUACUGUAGAGUCUGCAGGGUAAAACCGCUGCUGUCUUAAUCACCUGCUGUCGGUCAAACAUUGUCGGCAAAUCAUUUUGAAGUAUUUCUCAUUGAAUCAGUGAAUCAGAUUGCGCACAAAACAGUACCAAAGUAGUACGUUGGAGCUGAAAUGACUAGAAUGAAGACUGUAUGAAAGAAAUUUUAUGUCUGAUAUGAUAACUUGCCAAAUUGUAUGUAAAACAUUUAAUACUCUGUGUAUAGAGAGCAAUGAUAUAAGCUGUCUAUAUAUAUUUGUAUUUUUUUUUUUAGUUAUUUUUAAAAACAAAAACUGAGUGCCUUGCUCAUGCUGCAGAUGGACCAAUGAGUCUGUGAAUGGACUAAGGUUCACAUGUUUAAACGCUUGGUUAAACUGUAGUUUAAACAUCCUUCAGUUUUCAUACCAGAUCCUUUGUUUGAAAAAUUCUAAGAUAAAUUUCAUUGGUAUUUUGUUAUAUGUUAUUUUUGUACUGCUGGCUUUUCCAGGUGUUUCUUCGAUACAAUGAAAGAACUGAAUUAUGGUAAUUACUUGAUUUGUCCUUUAUUGAAGGAAUGUAAUAAAUUUAUUUGUCCCGUACAUAAACAUUCUAGGCAUUCUGUCGGUUAAGGGCUCGGAUGGCCUGUGGGAAGAAACUCCUCCUCAUUCUCUCUGUGUUUGCCUUCGGGGAAAGGAAAUGCUUUCUGACUGCAACAGAGAAAAGAUUCCGUUGUUGGGAUGGCUGAGGUCUGUCACGAUCUUCCUAGCUUUUGGUCCACCAAUGCUUGCUUUAGAUAGACUCCAGAUCAGGGAGCUCAGUGCGGAUGGGACUUCCGGCUGACCGCAGCACCCUCUGGAGAGCUUGUCAAAGCAGGUUAUGAUGCUUCCUGUCAGGAUGCUGGCAAUAGUGCAAGUGUAGAAGGUCCUUAGAACCUUAGAGGGCAGUUUAAAAUCCCUUAAGCAUCUGAGGUGGAACAGCCCUCUUUACCACAGUGUUGAUGUGACAGGACCAUGACAGGUCCUGCGAGAUAUGAAAACCUAGGUACUGGACACUGUCCACUCUCUCCACUGGGGUCCCAUUGAUCAUGAGUGGUUGGUGUUGCUUCUCAGCUAAUAUUUUUUUUUAACAUUGAGGUUAGUAAUGUGAACAAUUUCCAUCUCUGUAACACAAACCUAUUUUAGUUUUAUCUUUGUUUAUAUCUUCCACUGUAGCACAUAGUCUGCAAUGGCAUUAUCAGCAGUUAGUAUAAUACUACUGUAGUAUGUUAGAACACUAACAACUAAGAAAGACUGAAGUCAAUAUUCACACCAGGUGGACAUUAUUUCUGCUCAUCAUGUAACUGUAGACCAAUGACAGUUGCUACAUAAUUACAAGUAUAUGUUAGGGACAGAACACCAAUGUCAGUGGGAUUCUAACAGCCUUGAACUAGAUCAAGUGUCCAACCUUGUCUACAAAGGGUCAAGAGGUUUUUAUGACAAGCGUUCUCUUGCUCGCUUGUUUAUGAUUAAAUCUUAAAGAUAUAAUCGUUGUGUUUAUUUUGAUAAGGCUGCACACCCCGAUCAUUGCUGCACCUCAGACAACUUGGCAGAAUGGAUAUUGGCUGACUGCGCUGCACCUGUCAGACCUGACAAGAGAAGGCACAUUGCUCUGAAGUACUGGUCCUGGGCUAAAAUUUAUAAUCUCAAGCAUGCCCUUGGGUGUAAAGAAAAAAAAAGGAAAAAUCAAAAAGAGAUAGUAAUGUCAGCAUAUCAAGGUCCGACUCAUGCUAGAGCAGACCAGCAACAUAAUAGUGGUGAUUUACACAAACCACCACAGAGUCACGGAACCAAAGGUUGUUGAGGUGGGCUGAGAAGUCUCUAAGAGCUGCCUAUGUUCUAAGGCAACAGCAAGCAUACAAUGACUAUGCUGUCUCCUUGCAAGCCCAUACCAGGGCGUUGGAAAAUUCUCAAGGAGGUGGUUAAGCUCAUUUGGAACAUCAACAUGCAGAGUAGAAAUUGAUCUGUUUGUGAACAGAUAGUCUACUCAGUCUGCACUGUGGUUCAUGGACAGGGCAGAGACCAGGGCUUUGGGCCAGAAUGUGUUGACGUAGCACUAGCCAUCAUUUACAUAAC